Protopterus annectens (West African lungfish) is the source of this 1353-nucleotide messenger RNA. It is a transcript of the gene TIMM10, whose product is annotated as translocase of inner mitochondrial membrane 10. Bases 120 to 410 code for a protein of 96 amino acids. The transcript is spliced from 3 exons. NCBI's taxonomy places the organism in Eukaryota, Metazoa, Chordata, Ceratodontiformes, Protopteridae. Gene Ontology annotation, cellular component: mitochondrial inner membrane. The record is from RefSeq and is a predicted model, not a curated record. Gene Ontology annotation, biological process: protein insertion into mitochondrial inner membrane.
UAACGUGACCCUUUUUUCCAACAAACUUUAUUGCUGCAGCUUAGGUUACAGUGAUAUGGUGUUCUUCUACACGCUCUUUCGGAUAUUGAAGGACACAAAUAGAUUUUGAGCAGAAAUAAAUGGAUCCUUUAAAAGCCCAGCAGUUGGCUGCAGAACUUGAGGUUGAAAUGAUGGCAGAUAUGUACAACAGGAUGACAAAUGCCUGCCAUAGAAAAUGUGUGCCACCACACUACAAGGAGGCAGAACUUUCUAAAGGUGAAUCAGUAUGCCUGGACCGCUGUGUGGCUAAAUACCUAGAUAUCCACGAGAGGAUGGGGAAAAAGCUGACUGAACUUUCAGUGCAAGAUGAGGAGUUGAUGAAAAAGAUGCAGCAGGGGGUUGGUGACAGUGGGCUGCAACCGCAACGUUGAGGUUAGGAAGAAAUUGCUUUCAAGUAUAAUGGAGGACUGACAGAACUGGUUGCACAUAACAUCCUUGGGAGCAAGACAGUGCAGUGCCACCUGCUCCAUUGCAGACUUCAUGUUUUAUACUGUGACAGACUCGGUCAUGUGCUUCCAUCAUUAACAUAGUAUGCUGGUGCAUGGGCUUCUGGACAUGUGAAGUCAAAACUGCAAGACGUUUGAGAUUAAGUGGCUCACUGUGAAAGAUCUGGGGACUUUGUUUUUGAAAACUAAUGAAAAUUUUGUGGAAAAUGUAAAGUAUCAGUUGUCUGUGCCAGCAAAGCUUAAACUAGCAGCAGAGUUUCAAAAUAUAAAACCCUGUUCUACAUUGUGAUGUUAGUUUAGUUUUGUAACUUAAUGGAGAUGGUAAGUAGCAUUUUCCCCACUGUCUGCUUUCAUUGGUCCUUUAUUACCAUAUUUUGUGGAAGGAUUUUUGUCAUCCUUUAGCCGCACCUGAAAAUCUGGAAUAUUUGGGCACGUGCCAUUUUAUUUGUUGCCAGUCAUAUGAGUGAAGUAUGGAGGUUCGUUUUUGAUGGGGGGAAUUGGAGGUGUAUUUUUUGUUAACUUUUUACUGACAAGUUUAAUAUUUAUGCUACAGUAAAGUACCAAGAAAAUGUUUCUUAAGUCUUAUGUCAACUGUCACCUGAGCAGCUCGUGACUACACAAGAGGGGCUUGUCAUUCACACAUUGUUGAACAAAUAUGUAGGUCUGGAAUGACUUUGAAAACCCUUUACUUAAGCUGCAUUUAGUGCUGUGGUUGACAAUUGGUUUCUUUUAAGGCUCUGCUUCAAGGAUUUCAUAUUUCCUUAUGUAAAUUACUUCCAUUACAUAUCUGAAGUUUCCUUUUUGAACCAUAGUCCAGAUUUUCAAGUUAAAACAGUAAAUUAUUUGGAAGACCACAUUUUUGUUGAUA